AUUGCACUAAUAAAAAUCUAAAGUAAAAGAAUAACAUAAAUUCUUAUAGGAGAAAGUCUUAUUGUGAGAUAAGCCUCAUACUUGAUAAAUAACUCAAUAAUAAAACUUUUAGCUUACCGGCUUUUUGUUUUGAAGUCGUCUCACUGUAAAACGGCUCAUAUAAGACGAGGGAAGAAUAAUAAAUUAUCUUUAUGAAUAAAAAUCAAUAACAUGAUAAAGAAAACCCUAUAUAAAUAGGCAGUGUUGAGUCCCAUUUUUUCCCAUCACCAUCUCAUAGCUUAGGAGUAUUCAACAAAUUGAGCUUCAUUUUGAGUGUAAAUUGAAUCAAAAUAAAACUAAAAAAAAGAGAAAAAAUGGUGAAAGACAUAGAAGUGGGAGGAGGAAUAGGAAAAGACUACCAAGACCCUCCACCAUCACCAUUAAUAGAUGGAGAAGAACUAACAAAAUGGUCAUUUUACAGGGCAGUUAUUGCAGAAUUUAUAGCAACAAUGUUAUUUUUGUAUAUAACUGUAUUAACUGUCAUUGGCCAUAAAUCCCAAAAUGAAGCUGAUCAAUGUAAUGGUGUUGGUUUACUUGGUAUUGCUUGGGCUUUUGGUGGCAUGAUCUUUGUUCUUGUUUACUGUACUGCUGGUAUUUCUGGUGGACACAUAAAUCCAGCGGUGACAUUUGGGCUAUUAUUGGCAAGAAAAGUCACACUAAUAAGGGCCAUUCUAUACAUGGUGGCCCAAUGUUUAGGGGCCAUAUGUGGUGUUGGGCUAGUUAAGGCUUUCCAAAGUGGAUACUAUACCAAAUUUGGAGGUGGGGCCAACACUUUAGCAGAUGGGUACAGUAAGGGUACUGGAUUGGGUGCUGAGAUUAUUGGCACUUUUGUUCUGGUCUAUACUGUUUUCUCUGCCACUGAUCCUAAGCGUAGUGCCAGGGAUUCUCAUGUUCCUGUGUUGGCGCCACUUCCAAUUGGAUUUGCAGUAUUCAUGGUACAUUUAGCUACGAUCCCAGUUACAGGAACUGGUAUCAACCCUGCUCGUAGUUUUGGUGCUGCUGUUAUCUUCAAUUCCUCCGAGGCUUGGGAUGAUCAUUGGAUUUUCUGGGUGGGACCAUUUAUAGGAGCUGCAAUUGCUGCCAUUUAUCACCAGUACAUAUUGCGUGCCGGUUUUGUUAAGGCUCUUGGGUCGUUUAGGAGCUCAUCUAAUGUGUGAUGUCUUCUUAAGUUCAUAAUAAUCCUCAUCUUAAGCAUGGUUUUUGGCUACAAUGAGGAUUAUUUGCUGAUUUAUCCUUCAAAUUUGCUUAAAGAGUAAUGAGAGAUCCUUAAGAUGUAUAUAACCUUUUAUUCUUAAGUCAUUGUUGGUGUCUUGGCACUUAUUUUCACUUUGUGCCUUUAGAUUUCUGUUUGGUUUUUCUUCCCACUCCUUUGUUGUAUUCUGCACUUUUGAGUAAUAAUAAAUGUCAGUGUUCUGCAA
Amaranthus tricolor (Joseph's coat) is the source of this 1457-nucleotide messenger RNA. Its product is annotated as aquaporin PIP2-1-like. Gene Ontology annotation, biological process: transmembrane transport. The record is from RefSeq and is a predicted model, not a curated record. Gene Ontology annotation, molecular function: water channel activity. Lineage: Eukaryota; Viridiplantae; Streptophyta; Magnoliopsida; Caryophyllales; Amaranthaceae. The transcript has 4 exons. Gene Ontology annotation, cellular component: plasma membrane. The coding region runs from base 354 to 1196 and encodes 280 amino acids.